AUGUCGAUCGUGGUGGCGCCGGAGGUCGCGGCCGCUCUCGCGCGCUGCGGCGCGGUCGUCGCCCUCGAGUCCACCACCAUCUGCCACGGUAUGCCGUACCCGAAGAAUCUUCAGACCGCCAUGGAGGUGGAGGCCAUCGUCAGGGACAAUGGGGCUAUCCCUGCCACCAUAGCCAUCCUAGACGGAGUUCCCCAUGUCGGCCUUAACAGCGAACAAUUGAAGAGAUUGGCUAUAAGUGGAAGGCAAUUUCAGAAGACGGCUAGAAGGGAUAUUGCCCAUGUUGUCGCCUCUGGUGGCAAUGGAGCAACAACUGUUUCGGCCACUAUGUUCUUUGCUUACAAGGUUGGCAUACCAAUUUUUGUUACAGGGGGCAUAGGAGGUGUGCAUAGAGAUGGUCAACAAACUAUGGACGUCUCCUCAGACUUAACUGAACUUGGAAAGACGCCUGUAGCUGUUGUAUCGGCUGGUGUGAAGUCCAUUUUGGACAUACCGCGGACACUAGAGUACCUGGAAACUCAAGGGGUAACUGUUGCUGCUUACAGAACCAAUGAAUUUCCUGCUUUCUUCACUGAAAUUAGUGGAUGCCAGGUGCCAUGUCGUGUUGAUUCUCCAGAAGAGUGUGCCAAAAUAAUAUAUGCAAACAAGAACCUGCAUCUUGGUUCUGGGAUUCUUAUUGCAGUACCUAUCCCCAAGCAGCAUGCAGCUUCAGGGAAAAUUAUAGAGUCUGCAAUACAGACAGCUCUAAAAGAGGAAGAGGAUAAAAGGAUAAUAGGAAAUGCGAUCACUCCCUUCAUGCUUGAAAGAGUAAAAGAACUAACUGGAGGAUCUUCCUUGGAAGCUAGUAUCCUAUAA
Miscanthus lutarioriparius is the source of this 852-nucleotide messenger RNA. NCBI's taxonomy places the organism in Eukaryota, Viridiplantae, Streptophyta, Magnoliopsida, Poales, Poaceae. The record is from the annotation of a GenBank genome assembly.